Messenger RNA from Pogona vitticeps (central bearded dragon), 1383 nucleotides. Its product is annotated as alpha-2,8-sialyltransferase 8F. The record is from RefSeq and is a predicted model, not a curated record. NCBI's taxonomy places the organism in Eukaryota, Metazoa, Chordata, Lepidosauria, Squamata, Agamidae. Gene Ontology annotation, biological process: oligosaccharide metabolic process; N-glycan processing. Gene Ontology annotation, molecular function: alpha-N-acetylneuraminate alpha-2,8-sialyltransferase activity.
GAGGGCAACGUACAACGAAGAGCGAAGUGUAAGGAACUGAAUGCAUUAUUUCAAGCAAAUAAUCUCUCAGGAAGUAGCAUUUGGGUUCACAUGACAGCCAGCGACAAGGUGCAGACCCUUGUGAUCGAGAAGUGGAAACUCCCCACUAAGGACAGGAUAAUACUGGAGCAUCUGGUCCUCUCGCAGGAAUGCCACUGGGAGCCCGAUGCCGUGGCAGUGGCCAAAUACAGGGAAGAAUUAAGGCAAUGCUGCAAUGCUUCAUUUUGGCUUGUAGCAACCAAAGAAAACACACCUCUAGGGUCACACAUCGUUUUAGAUGGAGACAAAGGACAGAAGCUGUCCGUGAAAUCUGACAUGUGGAACCUGCUACCAGAGAGAUCACCCUUUUCGGACUUUCAGUACAAAUAUUGCGCUGUGGUGGGCAAUGGUGGGAUCCUGCAGGACAGUCAUUGCGGGCAGGAGAUUGAUCAGGCUGAUUUAGUUGUCAGGUUCAACUUGCCUCCCAUGAAUUACUCCGACGAUGUGGGAACCAAGACAAACCUGGUGACGGUCAACCCCAGCAUCCUUACGACUAAGUUCAAGAACCUGCUGGCCCGUCGGAAGCCUUUCGUGGAUGCUCUGCGUCCCUAUGGAGAUGCUCUCUUCCUCAUCCCCUCCUUCUCCUUUGUAGGGCACAGCGAUCUUGGCUACCGGGCUCUCUACACCAUGGAGGACUUUGGCCUGAUGCAUCGGGCCCUCUUUGUGAAUCCACAAUACCUGGGCCGCCUGAGUAAAUAUUGGAAAAAGGGAGACUUCCAGCCCCGUCGCCUUUCCUCUGGCUUCAUGUUUGUCAACAUGGCUUUGGAGUUCUGCCAGCGCAUCACGCUCUACGGUUUCUGGCCUUUCCCGCAUGGCCUGGAGGACCAAGCCAUCCCUCACCACUACUACGACAACAUGUUGCCGAAGCCUGGGGUACACGCCAUGCCCGCAGAGUUCUCCAAGUAUCUUGGCAUGUACGCGCAAGGUGUGUUGCACAUACGACUUGGCAAGUGUGAGAGAUGCGUUUCUACGGGGAAAAAAGGAGGUGAGGAAAAUGUUACAGCACCCAUCAGACCCUGAAAGUGACAUUGACACAGUUUGGAGACAGAAUGGACAGGUACUUCGAAGGUCAUUUGAGGAGUGUUGUUUUUGUGAAGCACGAGUUUGGAACGUCUGGCCCUCAGGCUGAAAGCAGCCUGUUGGUUUUAUUUAUUUACUUAUCUAUUUGGGUCUUAUACUGCCCAUGUAGACAAAUCUAUGUUCCACAUAUCACACUCCCACUUGUGCUUUUUUUAUUCAUGGCUUGUAAGGAAGUAAAGGAUUUGGAAGUUUAAAACUGGAUUUUUAUGUGGAUUUGUGUCGAUG